GAAGUGCAAACCCUCGGCGAACUGCGCAUGCGUCAUACCGCUAAUUGAUGGGCUGGGCUAUUAGUUUGCGUUUACUCGUAGUCUCCCGCUAGAGUAGCUCGAGGAGAGUCUGACACGGGCUAGCUACAGUAGUAUAUAGCAUGCGGGAGUCGAUACAAGCCAUUCGUUGUGACUUCUUGUGCCUCCAAGGCACACACAGCAAGCGGACCCGGUCGAGAUCUGUACACAGAGUAGUUGCUGGAGAUGAAGUGGAGACACCAGUUGCUCAGUUGAGGGGCAUUGUACAGCUGUGAAGUCAGCAAGAGUCC
Geodia barretti is the source of this 308-nucleotide messenger RNA. The record is from the annotation of a GenBank genome assembly. Lineage: Eukaryota; Metazoa; Porifera; Demospongiae; Tetractinellida; Geodiidae.